AUGCUUGAGAGGAAUUCAGUUUCGUGGGCUACUAUGAUAUCUGGGUAUGCUGUGCAACGGCUGGCGGGAGAUGCACUGGCACUUUUUGGAUUGAUGCAGCGUAGAAAUGAGGUGAAGGAAGAGGUGAAUGAAUUUGUUUUGACCGGUGUUCUUAGUGCCUUGGCGCUUCCUGAGUUUGUUGGUACUGGUAAGCAAAUUCAUUCUCUUGCAGUGAAAAUUGGGUUGAUAUCUUUCGUUUCUGUUGAAAAUGCGCUUGUAACCAUGUAUGCAAAAUGUGGGAGCUUGGAUGAUGCACUUAGAACUUUCAAAACGUCUGGUGAUAAGAAUUCUAUCACAUGGUCUGCCAUGAUAACUGGUUUUGCACAAAGUGGGGAUUCUCAAAAGGCUUUGGACUUGUUUUCACAUAUGCAUUUUUCUGGGGUUAUGCCAAGUGAGUUUACAUUUGUUGGAGUCAUCAAUGCUUGUAGCGACAUUGGUGCUCUUGAAGAAGGAAAGCAAAUGCAUAGCUAUUCAUUAAAGUUGGGCUUCGAAUUCCAAAUAUAUAUAAUGACAGCUUUGGUUGACAUGUAUGCCAAAUGUGGUAAUGUCAGUGAUGCUCGUAAGGGGUUUGAUUAUUUAAGAGAACCUGAUAUUGUUCUUUGGACUUCUAUGAUUGGAGGGUAUGCGCAAAAUGGAGAGAAUGAAGCUUCUUUGACUUUGUAUUGCAGAAUGCAGAGGGAAGGAAUGAUGCCCAAUGAACUAACUAUGGCUAGUGUCCUAAAAGCAUGUUCGAGUCUAAGUGCUUUUGAACAAGGAAGGCAAAUCCACGCAAGUACCAUCAAGUAUGGAUUCAGUCUUGAAGUUCCAAUUGGAAGUGCUCUUUCAAACAUGUAUGCAAAGUGUGGGAAUUUGGAAGAUGGGAAUCUGGUAUUUAGGAGGAUGCCAAUGAGGGAUACAGUAUCUUGGAAUGCAAUGAUAUCUGGGCUUUCACAAAAUGGGAGGGGUACAGAGGCUCUAGAGCUCUUUGAGGAGAUGCGAUUGGAGGGCGUAAAGCCGGACUACAUUACAUUUGUGAAUAUUCUCUCUGCUUGCAGCCAUAUGGGAUUAGUAGAGAGGGGUUGGAUUUAUUUCAACAUGAUGUCUAAUGAAUUUGGCAUAGGCCCAAGGGUGGACCAUUAUGCUUGCAUGGUUGAUGUAUUGAGCCGUGCUGGGAAGUUAGAUGAAGCCAAAGAGUUUAUAGAAUCAGCCACUAUUGAUCAUGGUAUGUGUUCAUGGCGUAUUCUAUUAAGUGCUUGUCGGAACUAUCGUAAUUACGAAUUGGGAGCCUAUGUUGGAGAGAAGUUAAUGGAGUUAGGCUCUCAGGAAUCAUCAGCUUAUGUGUUGUUGUCAAGCAUAUAUACUGCCUUGGGCAGGAGUAAAGAUGUUGAGCGGGUAAGGAGUCUGAUGAAACUUAGAGGGGUGAGCAAAGAACCUGGGUGUAGCUGGAUUGAGGUGAAGAGUCAGGUUCAUGUAUUUGUUGUUGGUGAUGAGAUGCAUCCACAAAUUGAAAAUAUACGUCAUGAGAUCCGAAGGCUAAUUAAGCAUAUGAAGGAUAAAGAUUACCAACCGUCCUCUACCAUUUUUUGA
This is a messenger RNA of Prunus armeniaca (apricot), 1605 nucleotides long. NCBI's taxonomy places the organism in Eukaryota, Viridiplantae, Streptophyta, Magnoliopsida, Rosales, Rosaceae. The record is from the annotation of a GenBank genome assembly.